Messenger RNA from Fusarium fujikuroi IMI 58289, 3225 nucleotides. RefSeq names its product related to small s protein. Lineage: Eukaryota; Fungi; Ascomycota; Sordariomycetes; Hypocreales; Nectriaceae. The record is from RefSeq and is a predicted model, not a curated record. Bases 1 to 3225 code for a protein of 1074 amino acids. The transcript is spliced from 3 exons.
AUGGCGACCGGCUUGGAAGCCCUGGGGGCUGCCAGCGCCGUUGUUCAGUUGAUUGCUUUUGCUGGGAGCCUCGUGUCCCUCAGCUUCAAAAUUUACGAUGGAAUACCUACGCCCGAGAACGAGCUUGAGGAGUACUCGAACAAGAUGAUGGAGGCAGCCAGUCGCGUUCAGUCUCGUGGCGCCCAAGUGCCCCAGGGAACCCAAGUUGGCAACAAGCUAUCCAACGUCUCGCAGGAGUGCAUUGACACAGCGUUAAAGCUGAGAAAAGAGGCUCAAACACUUACCAAACGGUACAAAAAUGGAAAAGGCAAAAUAUUCAAGGCUGUUUAUUCUGCUUUCCGCACAGAGAGCCAUAAAACCAAGCUCAAUCAGUUGAAUGAAUCCUUGAAGAAGUGCAAGGAAUUGAUGGAAACGGAGCUUUUAUUGAAGAUAUGCGACCAGGACACUGCCAUAGCACAGCAACAGUCCCAAGGAUUCCGAAGUCUAGAGGUCGAUGUCCAGAACCUCAUUCUCAAGAUCGCGGAAGGCUAUACCAGGGUAGAGCAAAUAGUUUCUAUCGAAGCCCAAGCUACACGGGAUGCCAUCAACACUCACGUCACCUCAGAACUCAAGGCUUUGGAGAUAAAGAAAAUUUCAGACAACCAGCGUCAACGACUCUUGAAAAGCCUCAAACCAGAGGAAAUCAGGGAGAGAUAUAAUUCUGUUCUGCCAUCAUCAGACGCUUGUUUUGAAAGGGUCUUUGCUUCAUAUGAGCGUGUUUGCCGCAACGACCCUGGGUACAAAGCCUGGAAAGGUUACAAUCAUACACUCGGCCAUGACAGCGCGAGUGACCGUGCGAAUGACAGCGAUGAGGAUAGCGACGAGGAGGAUGGUGACGAGGAUGGCGAGGAGGAUAGCGACGAGGAUAGCGACGAAACAAGGACCAACGACGAAAUUGACGAGAUUGAUCUGAUAUGGGAUUGUUUUAGCACUUGGCUGCAGUCGGACGACACACUGUUCUGGAUUCGAGGAAAGCCAGGAUCAGGGAAAAGCACAUUGAUCAAGUUUGUUAUUGAGAACGACAACACGAAGCGUUUACUUGGCUCUCGGCACCCGGAAACUAGAAUUAUAUCACAUUUCUUCUGGAAGAUUGGCAAUGAACCUCAGAACAGUGUCAGGGGCCUGUUGUGUUCCUUGCUUUAUGACCUUCUGUCAGAAGAUGACGAUGGCAUUGAUAAAGUAUUAACGACAUUCAAAUUCUCCGGAUCGAAAGAUUUCUAUAAGGAGUGGUCGUCUAAAGAAGCGGAGAAAGUCCUCUUGUAUCUUUUAGAUGUUUCAGCUCAUCCACCCUGCAUUUUUGUCGAUGGCCUCGACGAGAUAUCAGAUAAGGACGGGUAUCGAGCACUCUUUGACGUUGUUCAAAGACUUACGACAUGUCAGGGAACCUCACUAAGCCUGAGAUGGUCGUUUAUCUACGCCAGGAAUUCGAAAAAAUUACCACAAGAUCAGUUCGCCAGCUUGCCUCUCGAAGAGUUCACAGAGACCCUUCUGGCUAAAGCGCAAGGGGUCUUCUUAUGGCUUGCUCUUGCCACGAAAAGCGUCACUGAUGGGAUAUUGAUAGGCGAUGAUCAAGAAUUCAUUUCUAAAAGGCUAGCGGAGCUCCCAGAGGAGCUUGAGUCUCUUUAUCAGGCAAUGUGGGAGAGACUAAAUGGAAACAAUCGUGUAUACCGCGAGACUGCUGCAAGAUACUUCCGCUUCGUCAUCGCUGACGGGUGGCACAUAGGACAGACGACAAAGGAUAGAGACUAUUACUACAUGACAGAGCCCAACCUGGUCCAACUAUCACUUGCAAUAAAGGUUGAAGACCAUUUCAUCUUCCCACCCAAAGCCAAUGAGAAGACACUGCAUGAGUUGAAUGCUCUGUGUAAGGCGACAGAAUGCGACAUCCGAACUCGAUGCGCUGGCAUGCUACAAGUUGGUCGACAGUGUGGUUUUCCCGAAAAUGGAGUGGCACUCCCGGAAGCGAUCCGUCCACUCACACGACCCGUCCAGUUCAUCCACCGCACAGCUCACGACUUCCUGGUUGAUACAGAAUAUGGUCUAUCUAUUUUGAAUUACAGGUUAAAUGAGACAAAAUUGAUGGACGACGGCCUAAAACUGCUCAAAUGCCGUCUCAAUCUGGCCAGCACGUACUAUCACCAGUUCAAGGUUGUGUCUGAUUGCGCUUUUGCUUUACAUGACUGCAAUCGAUUGAAUAACACGACGGCGAAUCCGGAAGUCAUAUUGACGAUACUUGGAGCUAUGAAGGGCCUUCAUGAAGAUGGUGCUCUGGCUCAUUCAUAUCGGGUUUUGGACUUUAAUCCAACCUUUCCUUGUGUCGCAGCAUAUUAUCUGGAAAACUUCGACGAUUUUAUCAUUUCUUCCUUUAUGCCAACUCCCUCACCAAAGCUUGCUACCAACGCUUUUCACGAGCUGGCACUUGCAAGCCAACUCCUUAAAAUGUCUAAAACAUCAGUCAGGGUAAUUCGAUGCUUGAUUGAGCUAGGUGGAGAGGCGUAUGUUGCCAAGAGGUCCAUUUUGUCAUUUGAGGUUCCGGGACACGAAAUCCGUACUACCCAUCACACCACGGCUUUCGAAUCGCUUCUUAGAAGUGCAUUAGAUAUUGGUGACAACUAUGGCGAGAUGACGAUAUUUCUUGACGUGAUAGAAAGUCUGGUACAGACCUGCCCGGACUUGCACAGAAGGGUCAUAUUAUUCCUUGGAAAGCAUGGUCCCUUGCUGCCUGGUGAGCUUCCCGGGCGGCAUGUAUGGGUCGCGAUGGAGGCCGAUCUGCAGUUUCUCAUAAACCGACUACUGGCCAUUGCCGACUUCGAGAACAUUCCAGCUGAGUUGACUUCUAGAACCCGCGAACUUGCUGCUUCUUUCACCAGACCUUAUGCACGUGUUCGGCAUAUUGUACGCCCCCGAGGAAAAGACCCGGGGACUUUUUGUUAUCGAAUCCUCGACCAGGAAUCAUGCUUAGACAUUAUUGAAAGUCUUGGAUAUCCUGUAAAGUUCCCAGAAGCGUUCAAAACCCUUGAAGGCGUCCUGGACGCCAUAUAUAGUCCUAUGGAUAGCUCUACCCAUCCAGAGUCCAGUUUUCCGUCGGAGUGUUUUAAGGAGGUUCCUAUUGAGGAAGAGAUGGACAUGCUAAUACAAGAGGGUAUAGGGCUAUACAGAGAGGAAGAUAUAAACAUUGGUAAAUGA